UUUGGCCGAGAUAACAUGAUAAACCAUAUCACAUCUCUUUGCCGUUAUCUUAAAGCAGGCCUUUUCACUCAGAAAACAACAGAUAAUGCAGAUAAAACGUAUAUUCGGCCAGACCUCAGUAGUCAACAUCAACAAGGGGCAAUUUGCACGUUAUUCCGAUCGCUCGUGUUAAAGCAAUAUACACACGUCGUAAGAGCGAAUUUUACCACGUCUGUCCCGACGGCAGGUGCGGCCAUGAGCGACGCCACGCCCCAGCAACCGAGCGCAGAGGGGCGCCGCUUCUCGUACGUGAUGGGCGGGCCGGACCCCUUCGACCAGGCCGACAAGGGCUGGGUGGGCGUCGCCGAAGCGACAGAGGACAACCCUCGGCCCAAACAGAUUCCCCGAGUCAGUGCCCAAGCUGAGGACGAAGCAGACGGAGGGGAGGAGGAAGAGCAGGAGAAGCAGAAAGCGUGGAGGAGGAACGAGGACAUCCCGAUGCGCUUCGACGAGCUCCCGACCGAAGAGAAGUGGAUCAACGUGAGCGAUGUCAUCCGCAGGCAGAGGGAGGAACAGGCGCUGCGGGAAGCCAAGCAGAAUAAGGUGAGGCCUCCCCCCGACCCGGAGGAGGGACGUCCCGAGGCCCCUUCCGACUCCGACGACGACGAUGACGCGGUUAAAAGGGGGAAUCGGGAGAAACAGGAGGGAAAUUCCGCUCGACUCAGAGAAAGAGAGGAAUCUAACGACUCUGAGGACGACUCGGCGGGCGUCGACACCAUCACGGAGUCCAUGCUCCAGUUCGCCCUCAAGCCCGGUCUCAUGGGAAAGGACAGAGGCUUGGGAAGGCGGAGUUCCCUGCCAGCGACCCCUACUCCUGCUUACGGCAAACUCGACCGAACGGGCUUCCUCUGGCCGGCCGCGGAGAGACCGCCUCGCAGAUCCUCGUUCACCGAGGAAGAGGAGGAGCGACCGCCCCUCCGACACAGGCCUCAGGAACAGCACAUCAGGAGAGGGAGGUCCCCUCGACACAGCUUCAGCGAGGACAGGGUGGUCGAGAGACGCCCUGACAGAGAGCCUAGUCCCGACUACGAAUUGGAUGACAGUCCUCCUCGAUCUCCCUAUCGCCAGGAAUACGAGCCGGGUCGUCGAGGACAUAGGCCUCACGACCGACACCACGACCCCUAUUACGAAGACGACCGGAGGCAGCGUUAUCCCGACGAUGACUGGGGAUACGACCAUGACCCAAGAUCGUACGGGCGAGAGGACCCCGACGAUGACUAUCCUGGGGGGAGGCAUCCAAUGGAAUCGAGAUACGACGAGGACUACUACCCCAGGCCAUCGGGGUACGACCGCGGUGCUUACGACGACUCACCAGAGCGACACUAUGAGGGUGACCGCCGCCGAGACUACUUCCGCCAACACAGCGACCCAAGGCAUGAGCGGGGCAGCCAAGCGUACAGCCACCCGCAAUACCGUUAGUUUCCUGUGUACUGUACUUUUCUCAGCUAUCCUUCACGGCUUUGCAUUACUUUUCCGUGUUUUGCAUUGCCUCGGACAAACCUGUAGUUUCAUCUUGUUUUUUAAACCGAGGCAGAAUCAAGUAUAUAUGAAUGUUUUUUUUAAUGAUUCUCUGAUAUCAAAUAAUUAAGCUCAAAUUCUUCCACUUCACAAAAGAUUCAUAAUAAUUAUAACCUGAUAUCUAAAAAUGCAAAUUAAACACUAUAAGCAUACUGUAUAAGGAAGUUACAGACAAACCAUUUAUGCUUGUAUCUUGAAUAAAACCUUUAUGUUCUGCAAA
Molecule: messenger RNA, 1777 nt
Organism: Penaeus monodon (black tiger shrimp)
Lineage: Eukaryota; Metazoa; Arthropoda; Malacostraca; Decapoda; Penaeidae
Product: chromatin modification-related protein EAF7-like
Exons: 2
Coding region: 16-1458 (480 amino acids)
Source: RefSeq, a predicted model, not a curated record